CUUUGCAUGCUAGAAGUCGCUCACAAAACGUCACGUCGUGAAAAAGCAUAAUUGUUGAAAGGGAUAAGCAACAAAAAUUAUCUACUAACAAUCCAUAUCUCAGCCGCAGAAUACAUCGCCGAACAGCGGUAGAUUAGUUGCAGCGAAGGUACCAUCGAUUUCGGCAGUUUGCUUGUAGCUUCAGUUGCAAGCGUGCCUGCGCUUUGUUGAAACGCCGGUGCACUUGUUUUGCGUUUGUGUGCGAGUGAGUGUGUGCGUAUUGUGUUUGUGCGUGAGCGCGCGGCAAAGUGCUUGGCGCUUUUUGUUUUGCUGGGAAGCGGAAUCAAGAGCCGGAACACCUAAGAAAUAGUCUCCCCGCGUACCGGUCACGAUGGCUACGACGGCUAAGAAAGCGAAGAAAUCGGCCGAAGCAAUGAUCGAUGAGCCGGAGGCACUGGAAGCGGUGGACAGUUGCCAGAAUGACAUCGAUGCCCUGAACGAGCAGGCAAGCGAGGAAAUACUGAAGGUGGAACAGAAGUACAACGAGAAGCGGAAGCCGCUGUACCAGAAGCGCAACGAGUACAUCAAGCGUAUUCCCACCUUUUGGAUGACGGCCAUCAUGAAUCAUCCCCAAAUAUCCAGCAUCCUGGAGCAGGAGGAAGAGGAUUGCCUACAGUACCUCGAGAAGCUGGAGGUAGAGGAGUUCGAAGAUAUCAAGAGCGGAUAUCGAAUUCUGUUUCAUUUUGAGGAAAAUCCGUUCUUCGAAAAUUUGGUACUCACCAAGGAGUUUAAGCUGGGUUCGAACGGAGAAAGUCCUUCCUCGACAAGCACUGCGAUCAAAUGGAAGCCGGAUCACGAUCUGACCAAAGUGCUGCCAAAGAAGAUGGAUAGCAACCGGCGAAAGCGUGGCCUGGAAAAUCGAACCUUUUUCGACUGGUUCACCGAUAAUAAUGAUCCCAUCAAUGACGACAUUGCCGAACUGAUCAAGGACGAUCUGUGGCCGAACCCGUUACAGUACUAUCUGGUGCCGGAUAUCGAAGUUGAGCCGGAGGACGAUGACGAUGGCGAUGGUGGUGACGAAGAGUUCGGGGAGGAAGGUGACGAGGAGGAGGUAGAUGAGGUGGAAGACGAGGAAGAAAAGACAUCUUAAACAAGGUGUAACGUAUCUCUUACUGAAUAAGAAACAAUGCCCUCGUCAGGCGGGAAGGCCAUAAUAAUUCCUGUUGUCGAUGGAAAAUUCCUGUUGGAAAUGGAAAUCAAACAAACUGCGUGUACUCGGGUAGGCCGAAUGAACAAUGUACCGAGUUGUGUGUCGGGUCAAAGCAGAAUCUUCUAAUCGGAAUUCCAUAAUCUAGUAGAGUAACAUUAUUUAUGCUUAGUGUUGUAAGCAGACAGCAUGCAGGCGUACCUACCUGUGGUCAGUAUAAUGCAGACGUUCCAUUUUGUCCCCCCCUAUGUUGAGGUGCCCAUCCGGGCCCCGACUAGUUGACUCAGACGCCUAGAUUCAGAGUGUACUAGAUUAGAAUCGAACAAGCAGAUGAAGUUAAUUGUAACUGAGAACGGUCCUUUCCUUAGUGAUUUUCCCUAAUCACGUGCUAAAUAUACUAUCUUUGACGGAAUCAAGUAA
This is a messenger RNA of Anopheles stephensi (Asian malaria mosquito), 1606 nucleotides long. RefSeq names its product protein SET (gene Set). The coding region runs from base 371 to 1129 and encodes 252 amino acids. The transcript has 2 exons. Gene Ontology annotation, biological process: nucleosome assembly. The record is from RefSeq and is a predicted model, not a curated record. Gene Ontology annotation, molecular function: chromatin binding; histone binding. Gene Ontology annotation, cellular component: chromatin; nucleus. NCBI's taxonomy places the organism in Eukaryota, Metazoa, Arthropoda, Insecta, Diptera, Culicidae.